Messenger RNA from Grammomys surdaster, 1545 nucleotides. RefSeq names its product G protein-coupled receptor 12 (gene Gpr12). Gene Ontology annotation, biological process: G protein-coupled receptor signaling pathway. NCBI's taxonomy places the organism in Eukaryota, Metazoa, Chordata, Mammalia, Rodentia, Muridae. The transcript is spliced from 2 exons. Bases 205 to 1209 code for a protein of 334 amino acids. Gene Ontology annotation, molecular function: G protein-coupled receptor activity. The record is from RefSeq and is a predicted model, not a curated record. Gene Ontology annotation, cellular component: membrane.
CCUGCGGGGGCGCGCGCAGCCUCGUGGGGUUCCCGCGGAGGCGCGCCCGGCGGGGAGCGCGCAGGGCGGAGAGCCGGGAGCGAGCGUCGCAGCUCACCUGCCGCGGGCGCCACCACGGACGUGCCACGCGGGUGGCCCGAGCUAUUCGGCAGCACCGAAGGAGCACCCCCUCCGUCUGGGCGUGCCAAGAGGACAGGGGUUAAAAUGAACGAAGACCUGAAGGUCAAUUUAAGCGGGCUGCCUCGGGACUGUAUAGAUGCCAGUGCUCCGGAGAACAUCUCAGCCGCUGUCCCCUCCCAGGGCUCUGUUGCGGAGUCAGAACCCGAGCUCGUUGUCAACCCCUGGGACAUUGUCUUGUGCAGCUCAGGAACCCUCAUCUGCUGUGAGAAUGCCGUUGUGGUCCUUAUCAUCUUCCACAGCCCCAGCCUGAGAGCCCCCAUGUUCCUGCUGAUAGGCAGCCUGGCUCUUGCAGACCUACUGGCUGGGCUGGGACUCAUCAUCAAUUUUGUUUUUGCAUACCUGCUUCAGUCAGAAGCCACCAAGCUGGUCACAAUCGGACUCAUUGUCGCCUCUUUCUCUGCCUCUGUCUGCAGUUUGCUGGCUAUCACUGUGGACCGCUACCUCUCGCUGUAUUACGCCCUGACGUACCACUCUGAGAGGACCGUCACCUUUACCUAUGUCAUGCUAGUAAUGCUCUGGGGAACGUCUAUCUGCCUGGGGCUGCUGCCUGUCAUGGGCUGGAACUGCCUGAGGGACGAGUCCACCUGCAGCGUGGUCAGACCUCUCACUAAAAACAACGCUGCCAUCCUCUCCAUCUCCUUCCUCUUCAUGUUUGCCCUGAUGCUUCAGCUCUACGUCCAGAUUUGUAAGAUUGUGAUGAGGCACGCCCAUCAGAUAGCCCUGCAGCACCACUUCCUGGCUACAUCGCACUAUGUGACUACCCGGAAAGGGGUCUCGACCCUGGCUCUCAUCCUGGGGACCUUUGCUGCUUGCUGGAUGCCUUUCACCCUCUAUUCCUUGAUCGCCGAUUACACCUACCCCUCCAUCUAUACCUAUGCCACCCUCCUGCCUGCCACCUACAAUUCCAUCAUUAACCCUGUCAUAUAUGCUUUCAGAAACCAAGAGAUCCAGAAAGCCCUCUGCCUCAUUUGCUGUGGAUGCAUCCCUUCCACGCUGUCUCAGAGAGCACGGUCUCCCAGCGAUGUGUAGCAGCCAUCUCCCCAUAGGACGCUGCCUCUACCAAGCGCCCCCACUGCCAAGGGCGGCCAGUGAUUUCUUCCCCUUAAAUUCUUUGCACUGGAUCUCACAAAUAGAAGCAAUGACAUCUUGUAGACUGGUAUUGACACUGGAAAUCAUGUUAUCAGCGUUUAAAAAAAACUCGACUUCUCGGCUCAGCGUUCUGUUGUUUGGUUUGGGAGUUAGGAUUUGUUUGUUUGUUUGUUUGUUUGUUUGGAGGGUAUAGUGGGACCUCAUGUGGCCAUGAAAUUAUGCACAAGUCUCGGGAUUUUUAACCUAGACUUGAAAAAUAAAUCAGAGUUUUAAAGG